This is a messenger RNA of Gracilinanus agilis (Agile Gracile Mouse Opossum), 3467 nucleotides long. RefSeq names its product leucine rich repeat and sterile alpha motif containing 1 (gene LRSAM1). The record is from RefSeq and is a predicted model, not a curated record. Gene Ontology annotation, biological process: protein ubiquitination. Gene Ontology annotation, molecular function: protein binding; ubiquitin-protein transferase activity. The coding region runs from base 16 to 2199 and encodes 727 amino acids. The transcript is spliced from 24 exons. NCBI's taxonomy places the organism in Eukaryota, Metazoa, Chordata, Mammalia, Didelphimorphia, Didelphidae.
GGUAGAAAGAGAAGGAUGCCUCUCUUCUUCCGAAAAAGGAAACCCAAUGAUGAAGCUCGGAAACGCUUUGAGUAUCAGAUGUGUCUGGCAAAAGAAGCUGGCGCAGAUGAUAUUCUUGACAUAUCUAGAUGUGAGCUCUCAGAGAUUCCAUUUGGGGUUUUUUCAACAUGCAAAGUGCUUCAGAAGAAGGUGUUGAUUGUUCAUACAAAUUACCUCACUUCAUUGGUUCCCAAAUCUUGCAGCCUCCUGAGCCUUGGAACCAUCAAGGUUUUGGACCUUCAUGAUAACCAGCUAACAACUCUUCCUGAUGCUCUUGGACAGCUAACAUCUCUUCAGGUAUUGAAUUUUGAAAAAAAUCAGUUGAAAUGUCUUCCACAGUCCAUCGGGGACCUGGCCCAACUCCAGACCCUCAAUGUGAAAGAUAACAAACUGAAGGAGCUGCCUGACACCCUUGGGGAACUUCGUAGCUUACGAACUCUUGACAUCAGUGAAAAUCUGAUAGAGAGAUUGCCCCAGAUGCUGGCUCAUGUCCGGACCCUAGAGACUCUGAGUCUUGAUGCUUCUUCCAUGGUCUAUCCACCUGAGGCUGUGUGUAGUAUGGGUACUGAGGCCAUCCAGCAGUUUCUCUGCAAAGAAUCUGGGCUUGAGUACUACCCACCCUCCCAGUUCUUGCUCCCAGUGUUGGAAAGAGAUGGAGGAGAGACUUCGGUGGAUAGUACCGAUGGAUCAGUUUGCAGCUAUGUCAGGGAGGAGACUGAGUGGCAGACUAAAUUCUUAGAUUAUGAGAAGAGAAAGGAACAGAAAAUGCUGGAGAAGUUAGAAUUUGAACGUCGUCUAGAAAUUGGGCAGCGGGAGCAUGCCCAGCUUCUCCAGCAAAGCAAUAUUCAAAAGGAUGAGAUACUACAGACUGUCAAAGAGGAGCAGUUUCGGUUGGACAAGGGCCUGAGUGAGCAUCAGCGCUACCUGGAUGGAGAGCGUCAGCGUCUACAAGAACAACUGAAGCAGACAGAGCAGAGUAUCUCAAGCCGGAUUCAGAGGCUCCUUGAAGAUAAUCAGAGACAAAGGAAAAGUUCUGAAAUCCUGAAGUCACUAGAAAAUGAGAGAAUUAAGAUGGAGCAACUAAUGGCUAUAACCCAGGAGGAGACUGAGAAUCUACGCCAAAGAGAGAUUGCCUCUGCCAUGCAGCAGAUGUUGACCGAGAGCUGCAAGAAUCGAUUCAUUCAAAUGACCUAUGAGUCUCAGAAGCAAAAUCUGGUCAAGCAAGCUUGUUCCAGCAUGGCCCAAAUGGAUGAAAGAUUCCAGCAGAUCCUAGCUUGGCAGCAGAUGGAUCAAAACAAAGCCAUCAGCCAGAUUUUGCAGGAGAGUGAAAUGCAGAAAGCUGCCUUUGAAGCUCUUCAAGUCAAAAAAGAUCUCAUGCACAGGCAGAUCAGAAACCAGAUUAAAUUAAUAGAAACUGAGUUAUUGCAGUUGACACAGCUGGAGUUAAAGAGGAAAACCCUGGACACAGAGGCACUGCAGGAAAUUAUCUCAGAGCAACGCCGGACCCUCAGCUCCCUGCUGCAGCAGCUACUCAAAGAGAAAAGCCAGCGAGAAGAGGAGCUGCAAGGAAUCUUGCUGGAGAUGGAAGCCAAAAGUGAGACUAAGCAGGAAAACUACUGGCUGAUUCAGUAUCAACGCCUUUUAAAUCAGAAGCCCUUGUCCUUAAAACUACAGGAGGAGGGCUUGGAACAGCAGUUGGUGACCUUACUGGUAGAGCUUUCGGCUGAACAUUAUCUUCCCAUCUUUGCUCACCAUCGUGUCUCAUUGGACAUGCUGAGCCACAUGAGCCCCAGUGACUUGGCCAAGAUGGGCAUUUCUGAAACUGGGCUGCAGCAUGCACUGAUCAGGAGGGCCCAAGAGCUGCUGGAUGUGGCAAAAACACUACCAGAGUUGCUGAAGUCUGUGGAAGGGGAGAACCCAGAGGCCCUGGAACCUGUCUCUGCAGAAGAACCUCCUGAUGCUGUGACUCCAACAGCGCCCCCAGCACAGCUGGAUGUGCAGGCUUCAGAAUGUGUAGUGUGUCUAGAACGAGAGGCCCAGAUGAUUUUCCUCAACUGUGGUCAUGUCUGCUGCUGCCAGUCCUGUUGCCAACCCCUUCAAACCUGCCCACUGUGUCGCCAGAACAUCGUGCAGUGUAUCCGCAUCUACCACAGUGGCUAAGUGGGGAAGUAGACUGUUCCUAGACCCCAGACUGGCUUAGGAUUGUUCCCUGACUUACACCAGGCUGUUGGUAUAAGGCGCUGGGACCUUGCUUCUCCUUCCUCCAUCCAAUCCCAUCAGAGAUAGCAUGUGGCCCUUUCCUCACAGCUUCUCUCCUCACCAGCUGGGAGGAUGGGUUCUGAUCUCCAAGCACUUUUUUCUUACUAAGAUAAAUAAUUUGCUAAUUUAUACAUGCUUCCCUCAUCACCAGGCCCAUGAAGAGGCUGGUUUUUCAGGGUGCUUCUAGAAACAGGAGUCAGAGGGUAGAGUAGUGUUGGGAGUGUGGACACUAUAGUAUUCUCAUCUCACAAUAAGAGCAGAAAACUUCCUUAGGUUCCUACAAGACUGAAGGAACAGGACCAGCCUACCUGUUCCAUUGCCUAGCCUAGUUAUGCAGGAAGAAAGGACAUUAGAACAGGUUUAGGAGGUCAAGAUUGUGAUCUAUUGUGCUUUUGGAAACUUGGGGUUUACUUCCCCUGGCUGUCAAUAUAGGCCAUGUUCUCAAAGUAUUAAAAAUCCUGCCUUAGAGGAAGGUAGAAAAGUUACCGGAGAAAGGGAGGGCUAAAGACUCACUGAAAGCAUGGAGGACCUCAGUGGACAAGAGUCCUGUUUGAUCUUGCCCAGAAGGAGAAAAGACAUCCUUUGCACAUCUGACUGUUCUACAUUCCCUGCUUCAAAGGAGUACAAAGACCCAGUGAAGACUUGGAGGGAGUCCUAUCUGGUUUUGACCAAAGGCAGAAAUGAUAGCUUGGUCUCAGUAUGCAUGACUGUUGUAGUCUUCAAGGGGAUGCUUUCCUGGGCAUGGACAGUUAAGCUGGGAGCUAAGUGGACGGGCAACCUCUCGGGGAUGAUCAGUGUGGAAUGAUGGAGCCAUUCCCAAAAGUACAUGGUGUGGUGUUCAGCCUGGAAAACCCAACGUGCUCUAGAUGAGGCUUGGGAACAGGGUUUCUCCUGGAAAUCCAGCUUUGGGCAUCUCCUUUUUUAUCUGGGGCACAUCAAGGGGAUGGCUACUGACACUGCAGGCUGAGAAUGGCUAACCAGCAGGGACUGUACCUGGAGGGAGGCAGAUGAAGCACACCCAGCAAAAUCCAUCCUGUGUGUUCUUUUCUUUUGCCCUAGUAGGUAGAGCUGCUAAACUGCCCCUUAUACCUCUAAUCCCCAGUGCAGUGCAUGGGCAGGGAUGAGCUGUUGUCUCAAAACCGGAAUAAAUUUCUACCUUCCCACCCUCA